Messenger RNA from Passer domesticus (house sparrow), 540 nucleotides. It is a transcript of the gene RPL39, whose product is annotated as ribosomal protein L39. The record is from RefSeq and is a predicted model, not a curated record. Bases 134 to 289 code for a protein of 51 amino acids. The transcript is spliced from 3 exons. Lineage: Eukaryota; Metazoa; Chordata; Aves; Passeriformes; Passeridae. Gene Ontology annotation, cellular component: cytosolic large ribosomal subunit; ribosome. Gene Ontology annotation, molecular function: structural constituent of ribosome. Gene Ontology annotation, biological process: translation.
ACAAACUCGCUCCCCGCCGCCGUUCCUCCUGCGCGGGGCCGCCGGGCCGCCAGGGGGCGCUGCGCCCGCCGCCCCGCCCCUUUUCCGCCGCCUCGGCCGCCGCCAUCGCCGGGACGCCGCGCCGCUCCGCGCCAUGUCGUCGCACAAGACGUUCAAGAUCAAACGCUUCCUCGCCAAGAAGCAGAAGCAGAACCGGCCCAUCCCGCAGUGGAUUCGCAUGAAAACCGGCAAUAAGAUCAGGUACAACUCCAAAAGGAGACACUGGAGGAGGACCAAGCUGGGCUUGUGAGAGAGACUGUCCCAGGAGCUCUAAUGAACACUGGUCUUUGUGUGUCAGAUCGAUAACACCCUCGAUUCCUUCUGUGGUGCUGGAGCACAGUCCCCAGUGUGGGGUUUUUAUAAGCUGCUCUGGGAUAUUGAUGUUAUCUGGGAAAACCUUUGUAUCUGAAACAUGGAGACUGUGUUCUGUUAGUGUUCUCUCAGGCAUCACCGUGAGCAUUGAAACUGCACAGGCUCUCUAAUAAAUAUGGACCUGAAUGA